CGAGUCGGAGAAUAUUGAAAUUAUUUUGUAUGUUUAGAAAAUUCAAGAAUAAAAGUAAACGAAAUUCAUGAAUUCGUCCUUGAUAAUAGGACAUUUGCACAGAAGGUAAAAUAUGCAGUGGAUAUAUGCAUAGCCUAUAAUUUAAGGAAUACAAAUAACUACAAAAAUGUCAUUAGAAGAAAGUUUAAAAGAAACAUGUUCAGGUUUAACAUCUGCCCGUGCUAUAGAGAGGAAGAAAAGUGCAAAUACAUUGAAAGAUUUUCUCACAAGAAAUGCAGUACCCGCUUUACUUACUAGUCACACUAAGAAGAGAUCUGGUUAUAAUUGGAAUCAUGUUUUUGGUGAUAUUAAUGAUUUUAUUAUAAAGGAGACUGAAAAAUGUGAUACCAAGAAUUUUGAUACAGUAACUGCACCACUAUGUACCACACUUUUGCAUUUAUGUGUUGCUGGGUCUAAUAAAGGUCAUGCAUAUAUUAAAUGCCAAUCAAUUAUGGACGCAUGUAUGCAUGUACUAGACAAUAGUCAUAUGAGGAAUGCUAUUGGCGAUGCAUAUUUAAGUUUACUCUACAAACAUGUACUACCUAUUGACCACUAUCUGGGUUUUAUAACACCAGCUUCUUGGGAAAAUUUAUUAGAUGUUGCGAUGUCUGCAUGCCUUUCUAAUCGUUCUUUGGAUGAUCUAGUCAGAAUAAGACUUCUGUGGUUUGUUAUAAAAAACGCUAUUGCCUAUUGCCAGUUUACCACUACACUGAGGGACUCAUUGUCAAAACUCAUAAAAUGUUGUAACAUAGUGCUACUUGAUAAAAAAGUGCAAGAGUUUGUUAUAAAAAUAGUGACUUCACUAUUGGAAGCACUAUCUACAGAAUGUCGUUUGACAAUGUGUGAAUUCAGUGAAAGCAUAUUGCCAGUCCUAUUUAAGCUUUAUGAACCAAGUAUGGAGGAGAAAAACAAGUCUUUGUUAUUUAAGUUGUUCAAAACAGCCGUAUCAAUUCACCAUCCCGAGGGAAGAUUACAAAAAUCAAACGGAGCUUUAGCAUUCAAUUGGGAUGUAUGGAACAAGCAUUUACACAGCAUGUUGGAAAUUGUGUGCUUGGAAGUCAAUCAAGUGCAAAAAAUGAAAAAGCAAAACGACACUACGUCGAUGAAUUGUGAUUAUUUUUAUCAUGUCGCAGCGUCUGCCUACUAUCAGAUAUUUAAUAUGCCAGAAAAAGAAAACGAUGAAUCUGGUGAAUCUUCUGCAAAAAAGCUGAAGAUAUCGUAUAACAGAAAUAAAUCGUUCGAUGAUUUAAUUGAGGAACUACGGGCGAACCCCGUUCCAUGGGUCGGAAUAAUACAUAUGUACGUGAAACACUUCGGUCAUUCGAUGACGUAUAGUCAAAAUUUACUGCUAAUACGUAUUCUUGAAAAAUGUAUAUCUGAUAAUAAUAAAAACGUUAAUUGGGCACGAUUGGAAGAGUUAACGUGUUUGACAAUAAAGAAUAUGCUCGUCCAUUCAGAGGAUAAUGGCCGUGGAAAUUAUGAAGUUGUUUUAUUGUCAUUAUGGAAUACAUGUGUAAGAAAUGCUGCCGUAACGAGUGCAUCACAAAAAGCCAUACAUGCUGUUUUACAAGUAAUUUUACAUUUAGUGCCUUUAAAAUAUGAAAACGUUAAACCUUUAAUUGUGUCAUACAUAGAAAAAGGAAUGCCAGUAAAUGAUCAUUCUCUAAAUACCCUGAACUAUUUAUUUCACAAAUUCUACAGGAAAACGUGCUAUACAGACAUAAGAGAAAAGUGUUUUGCAUGGCUAACAUAUGGAAGUAUUACUUCCAUUGAAAUAUCCAAUUUAAAUGGAUUUUUAUUAAGGCUUUUAAGCAAUGAAAAUUUGCCUCUAAAGCUAAACUGUGAUAUUUUAAACCAGAAUAAUGUUUAUAAUGUUUUAUUCAAUACCACCGAUGAGAGUAUAUUGUAUAGUGAAUUCGAAUAUAAGAUUACAAAAAACAAAGAGAAUACAAUUAAAAGCGAAGAGCUGAAGAGUUUUGAGAUAAAUUCUGUUAUGUUUAAUUUAAUACGGGUAAAUAUUGGAAAAAUCCUCUCUGAUAAUAUAGUUAAGUUGAGAGGAUAUAAUCUUAAAGAUAUUGAGUAUGUAAAAUAUUUGGAAAUAGUCAUCACAUUUUUAGAUUCACUCCUUAAGUACAAAUUAAAGAUAAGGGACGAUGUGAAAGAAAUGCCACUUUUUACUGAACUUAAAACCGCCUUAAAUCUUUUAUACGAAGCAUUAACAAAAACUUUGAAAAGUGAUACACAAAUACGUGACAAAGUGUUGCUACUGAAAGGCGUUCAGGAAAUCCUUUUGAAGGAGUACGAUCAUAUGAUAAAUGUCGAAGUUCGUUCGCACAUCAGAGGUGAUUUUUUUCAUUGUCUUAACGACAUUAUAAAACUUGAUGUUAACUUGGACGAUGAUUGCUUUGAUGAAAGUGAAACAGAGUUCAAUGUGAUUGGAUUAAAACAGAAUUGCAUCUAUGUAUUAGCAGCGUACUGCAGAAAACGUUCCUGUUAUACUGACGAGGUCCUUAAAUGCAUUCUUGACAGGGAAUUGUACAGUUUUACCUGUAACUAUGAAUAUGCCUUUCAUUGUAUAAGAAUGCUUAAUGACUCAACAGUGGAAAAGCAACCUCUUGAGUUAGUGUUUAGCCUAAUGCAGAACAUGUGCAAGGAGAUGUUCAGAAAUCCAAAGGUCACUCGUUGUUUGCUUGAAAUACUUUCGGCAAUGCUCGAGCGAAUAUGGUCUCAUAAUGACGAUAUAAUCCGCCAAAACUGUGUCAUUAUGAUAAAAAGCUAUCUGCAAAGAUGCUCCGACAAUUAUUACCCUCCAGAGGUCGCCGCUUUAGUUUACGAAUGUCUGGCAAAAAUUGUCCAAUUGAAAAGUUUACAUGAUUAUGAUGUCAAUAAUUCGUUCAAAAGGACACUCCUAGAGAAAAUAGUUGAAAAAAGUGAACACAAAAUUCGAUUGUAUUGUUCCCAUCUACUGAGUGUUAUAGGCGAUCAUUUCUGCGAUGACGACCUACAAUUUAUAUCUGAGAAUUUAUUGAACAUAUUUGUAAUUAACGUAAGUGAAAAUAAUGAUAUGGUAUUAAGGGAUGAAAAAUUCAAUAGAACAGCCACCGUUUUGCAUACUUUCUACGUAAUAGGCACAACUAAAAAGUCGUCAAUACACAAAAUAAUAUUAAAAGUACUGCAAUUCCAAUAUGUAAAACCUAUGGAAAAUGAUAUGGUUAAGAAAGUUCUUAACUUGCUGACAGGAAUAGUUAUAGACAGUAAUAUUGAUGUUUAUAUGAACAACAAUGUAUUGCGCGUGUUACAUUACUGGUUUAAAGAAAAUAAUGGCUUUAAAAACUUACCGCUACACCUGUUUGGUUUCGCCGAUAUGAAUCGUCUUAUAGAAGAGCAUAUGAAUUGGUUAAUUCCAGCCGAUGUUCUAUGGAGUCAUAACGGCAUAUUCGAAAAUAGUAACGUUUUAAGAUAUGUUAGAGAGAAGAAAAUGAAGUCUACUGAAAAUAUAAUUGAGGAAUGCUUCUGUAACAUCAUAGCAUUGUGUUUGCCUCAUAUCGUCAUUCAAAAGUACAAACUCGAAGAGGAAAAUUAUUUCAGCUUGCGAGAAACAGCUAAUGCUAACAGAAUGUUUCAAUUGACGCGACAGAUUCUAAAGAACGGCAGAUGGAGUAAUCUGUUCGUCGAAAAUUUGGGUGAAAUAAUGCUGUUAUCUGCUGCACACGUGAAGGAUUACGCUGGAGCGUCCGAGCUUUUUGGCGUGCAACUGUCGGAAAACGCUGACCCCUUCACAUAUUCUCGACGAGUAUUUUCUGCUAUACUUAAAUAUUUUGGGGAACUUAUCGAUGGAAACAUUAUGCAGUACAUGUGCGAAAACCAACCGUUGAUCAUUUUAAAUAUUCUAUUUAAGCUAUGGAAUUAUGUGUUGCACGAAAAGGUGUUAGAGUUCAAAAUACUGCAUCUUCACUCUUAUGUCUCUUGCAUCGAAAAUAUUCCCUUGGGAUACACUUCGGACGCUAUUCUAUGUAAUUUUGCCUGUGAUAGUAUCGCUCACGGCAUUAAAGGUUCACAUAGUGAAGAUGAGAUCAAAAUGUUUGUGGAUGCUUUAAGAAUUGUCAUUACAAAAGUUUUAACCGAAACGCCCAAAAGUGUAGAUAGUAUUGAAAUGUCGGUUCUUCCUAAAAUUGUCUCAAUAUUGACAAUCAAAACUGAAGAAGGAUUUGUUUUGCAAUGUAGUUCUUUACUAAAAUAUCUGACAGAGGAUAUGAAAGAUUAUUUAACUGGGAGUGUGGAUGUCAUUGAUUUUGUAAACUUCAUAACUGAAUAUAAGGAAGAAGAAAGUUCUCCAAGUUCUUCGAGAAUUGACUUCGAGCAUAAACUAAAAACAUACACACUUAACUUAUCUAACCCAAGUUGUGACACAUUAUCAAGGAUGUGUAGAUUUUUGAAACAAAACAAAGAAUUUGUUAAAGAAUUAUACGCGGAUAUUAAUCGAAACGGGUUCUCCGAAAUUUGUAAAACUAGUUUGGUACAUCAAGUUAUUCUUUCUUUGAACAACAUCCUCAAAAAUGCUACUGAAGAGAAGAUAAUAAUUGAAGCCUGUAACUGUCUAGCAGAAAUUGGGACUUAUGAUAUAAAAACACUCGUGACCGUACCACCUGUUGACACGCAAAACAUUCUGAAUCUAAGUCCUAGACAGUUCUUUUUGCAAGCGGUAAUAUUGAGCCUCUCCGAGCAUCUUUUUAACGAGGAUCCUACCGUGAGCAAUAAGAUCACAAAAGCUUUGAGUCGACUUUUGAAGUUUCGCGAUGGGAAAGCAGCUUUAGAGCUCAUCGACGCUAACACGGAAAUCUUGCAAUCUCUCGUGUCCACUAACUGCGAGAAUUUUGUCGAUUACCAAAUCGAUAGUGCUAAAUUUGACAGAUGCAAGUCAAUCGAUUAUUGGAUCCCAAUCAGAAGUGAAAAUCAUUCACAAUGGAUCAUUCGUAUAACUAUGGGCUUACUAGAUUUAGUUGGGUCCAACGCGAAUUUUAUUCCUUCUCUCCGAUCUGUCUGUGUCUUAAAGCCUGCAAUUUGUGGAAAAAUUCUGCCAGCUCUAAUGGGACUAAUUCUUGAUUGCUCCACCGAUAUUCACGUGGGAAUAUUCGGGGAGCAAAUUAAUGAAGUGUUCAAAUACAUUUGGACUUUGAGCUUCAAUGACAGUUUUGACAGUAGCGAAAUUGAUGGUGGUUCUAAGGUGUCUACCAAAAUAAAUCACGAUCAGAAGAUAAUUGUUCAGUACUUGUUGGAUGUGGUUGAUUGCCUUCGUAUGCAGAGGAACCAUUACAAGGCACGUAAAAGAGGACGCACGUCAGAUACACUAAACUAUCUUAAUCUCGAUUAUCUGUGGGUGUCUUGGGGUGCGGCGGUGACUGAGCGCAGUCUAGCCGCCCUUUACUAUGGCGAGUUAUGGGCCGCUGCCAGCAACGGAGCUGUCCCGCCAUCUUCACCUGAAGCCACGACAUCUCUGGAGAACGGGGAGCACGUCCAAAAAAUAUUCAGAAGGUGUUAUGUAUCGAUAGGCGAAAUGGACGCUAUAGAUGGAUGCGGUAAUGCACAUCUAACAAGUGAGCGUGAGAAACGCAAACAUCUCAUCAAUACCGGCCAGUUCUCCGAUGCGUUAUUCCUGCACGACAUUGCGCUUUCACGGGGAGCUCUUGACGAAGAUAUCCUCUAUGGAACUAUCACUUGUCUUCACAAGUCCGGGAUGCAUCAUCUUGCUCUGCGGUAUAUUAAAUCUUAUCCGGAGAACGAGGAACUCGAUGAUGUUAAGUACGACUGUUUGUCGUAUCUAGGCGAUUGGAGCGAUUUUGUUGAUACGACAGAGUUGGAAGAAAAAUCUAAAAGAGGCCACUGUAAGCAUGAUUCGAUAAUUAAAGCGAUGCGGUACGCGUGCCUAAAAGAUUGUAUGAAUUUACGUACCGCAAUAGAAAUCGACACGAAACUCGAAAAACCUUUGGAUAGAGCAAAAUUGGCGACUGCAAAAUUAUGUCAGAGUUUAAAUAUGGAAAACUGUCAAAACGUGUAUCGAAUCGUAUCGAAUUUACAUCUGUUUCGCGAUAUUGAGACCUAUUUUUCGGUCAGAUGUGGUAAAAUGACGAUACCUGUACUUUUAAAUGAGUGGAAAAUUGAGAAUCUACCAGCUUUCAAUGAUUUCAAGUAUCUCGAGGGGUUAAUAUCACAAAGAAGUUUGAUGCUGGAGCAUAUCUCAAAAAAUGAUUUUACGUGUUUACCUAAAGUAGACGACUUGCAAUUAAAAUAUGCUGAAUUUGGUCUAUCAAAUCAAAGAAUACAAAUGGCACAGCGUCUUGUAGCAGCCGUAAAGCACGAUGAAACGACGAGCCAAGUGGCCCUUUUAGAGAGUCAAAUUUCUUGGGCCAAAGGCCAUAAGGAUAUAGCGUUAUCUUUGCUUAAUGAAAUCGUUACGAAGGAAUAUGAAGACAAGAAACUAACUGCGAUGUCUUUAAGGCAAUACGGUUUGUGGAUGGCAGAAUGUAAACGUGAAAAUGGCAAAGAUAUUAUACGCAACUAUUUGGAAAAGAGUUUGCAGAAAUUAGGCGAUAAUGACGAUGUAGCGACAAGAUUGAAAGUUUACGCAGACAUCGCUAAAUUUGCUGAUGCAGAAUACAAACAGGUUGUAAGCUAUAUGGACUCUUCUGUAUUCGAGAUCAAAGUAAAAUGUAUAGAAAACAUGCAAGACACAGCGGCGUCGUUGGUGCAGUCACAGAACAAUCUAACAAGGGAUGAAAAGAAGGCGUUAAUGACCAGUAAUGCAUUUAGUCGACUUGACAAAGCAGAAAUCGAUAAUACUAGAGCCGAAAAGGAAAGUGCCCUAAAGUUAGCUAUGAGGUACUACUUGUUGUCUUUGUCGCAGUGUGACGGAAAUAAUUUGUCUGUGUUCCGAGUGAUAUCUCUAUGGGUUGAUAAUCCCGGCCUCGACUUGGAAGAUGCUAGUGACGCUGACAGCGGCCCCUUAGGGCAACUACUGCACGCCAUACCUUCGUGGAAGUUCAUUACGGUUCUACCGCAACUUGCUCCAAGAAUGUCUAACGAAAAUACUCCAUUUGCACGCCAUCUAAAGCAAAUAAUAAAAACCUGUGCCAUAGACCAUCCCCAUCACACGCUUCCGAUUCUGUUCAAUCUGAAGAACUCGGAGAAGGACCAAAACAUAAGUACGUUGGGUGAAACCUCUCAAACAAACAGUCAAGAGCCGCGAAUACUUGCGGCCACUGCGCUUAUUCAAGAACUAUCUACAGAGAGCAAUGAGCUUGCGAAGAUUAUUGCUCAAAUGGAGCUAAUUUGUGACGCUACAAUAAGGUUUGCUUACUACGUACCAGAAUCUAAGGACACAAGACCACAAGCGAUACCGACAUCCGAAUCUAUAUCUCACCUCCGCGACCUUAACGCUGUACCCAUUCCUACCGACAAUAUUUCCAUACGUAAAAACUGUAACUACUCCAAGCUAAGCACCCUGUCAUCGUUUGAAAAGCAUUUUGAGCUGGUAGGAGGUAUCAAUUAUCCAAAGAAGAUAUCAUGUUUAAGCUCUGAUGGAAGAAAGAGAAUCAUGCUCGUGAAGGGAGAGGAUGACUUGAGGCAAGAUGCAGUGAUGCAGCAAGUAUUCAAUAUCGUAAAUUCAUUGCUAAAAAACAAUCCCAUCACAGACAGAAAUAAAUUACAUAUUCGUACAUACAAGGUAGUGCCUAUGUCUCGACGUUCAGGUGUUUUGGAAUGGUGUGUGGGAACUAUGCCUAUAGGUGCUUACCUUGGCACUGCUCAUACAAAAUAUCGACCUCAGGACAUAUCGCCCACAGCCGCACGUUCAAAACUCAAAGAUUGUCACGAUACUAAGAGGCCUACAAAACGUAAACUGGAAGUAUUCAAUGCUAUUCUAAAAGUGUUUAGACCAGUGUUCCAUUAUUUCUUCACUGAACACUACCUGGAUCCUGUCACUUGGUAUGAACGCAGGCUCGCUUAUACCAGAAGUGUUGCCACGUCAUCCAUGGUGGGAUACAUAAUGGGAUUGGGUGACAGACACGUGCAGAACAUUCUUAUUGACAAGACCACUGCAGAAGUUAUACACAUUGAUUUUGGAAUCGCAUUUGACCAAGGAAAAGUUUUACCCACUCCGGAGACUAUUCCGUUCCGUUUGACUCAAGACAUUGUUGCUGGUUUCGGCUCAAGUGGCGUUGAAGGGAACUUCAGAAGGUGCUGUGAGAAGACUCUACAAUUGCUCCGUGACAAUCAGGAGACACUGCUCACAAUUUUAGAAGUUUUGCUGUGCGAUCCCUUGUACCUGUGGAUAGUGUCGACCACUUCUAAAGCAAAGGCUACUAAUGCACGAACAAAACUCUCGCUUGGUGGAAAAGCUGCGAAUAAAGGCCCAGCGGCAAGUGUUACUAAAGCGAGCGGGGGUGGAGAAGAGGGUUCCGGGGGGCUGGCUGGAAGGGCUUUACUAGCGGUGCGUUGUAAGCUUUGCGGCGCUGAAGGGGGCGCGGCAGGGGGCGUGUCCGUACGCGGCCACGUAGCGCGCCUCAUACACGAAGCAACCGACCCCGCCAACCUAUGCCGGCUCUUCCACGGGUGGCAAGCCUACUUGUAAAUUGAAACCAACCUCACCGAACCCGUUACAAAUAAAUAUCUAUAAAAAUGUACCUAAGAUGAUUAAAAAUUUUAAUAUGUU
Messenger RNA from Pararge aegeria (speckled wood butterfly), 8746 nucleotides. It is a transcript of the gene tefu, whose product is annotated as serine-protein kinase ATM. The record is from RefSeq and is a predicted model, not a curated record. The coding region runs from base 167 to 8665 and encodes 2832 amino acids. NCBI's taxonomy places the organism in Eukaryota, Metazoa, Arthropoda, Insecta, Lepidoptera, Nymphalidae. The transcript is spliced from 36 exons. Gene Ontology annotation, molecular function: protein serine/threonine kinase activity; protein binding. Gene Ontology annotation, biological process: DNA repair.